ACUACCGCUGGAGCUAUUACCACCUAACUGAUCCAGAAACUUCACCAAUGGACCUCUCUGGGAACCAUGAUCACUUCUGGAAUUGGAGUGCAACGGGCCUUGGUACCUACACCUGGAAGGAUACACUGGUUAUGUCUGUGUACCUCCUGCUGGUCUUGUACAUUGGCCUACGGGCUUUAUCAAGAGAUCGUUCAACAGUGAAAGGUUUCUUCCUAGCUGACCAAAAUCUGCCGUGGUGGCUGACAGGUACUUCUCUUUUUGCUGCAAAUAUUGGCAGUAGCCACUUUAUGGGCCUGGCAGGGAUCGGAGCAUCUUCAGGAAUUGCUAUUGGGGCCUUCGAAUGGAAUACUAUAUUUAUGCUCUUUAUUCUUGGUUGGAUAUUUGUUCCUAUCUACAAUAAAGCUGAGGUGGCGACACUGCCAGAAUAUCUGAGAAAGAGGUUUGGUAGUGUCCGGAUCCAGGUCUUCGUCUCUAUUUUGUCCAUACUCAUCGAUGUCAUCACUAGGAUCUUGGUAGAAGUCUGUUAUGGUGCCAUGUUUAUGAAAAUUGCUUGGGAUGUGGAUGUUUACCAGAUCACACUGCUAUUGCUGGUGAUUGCUGGCAUUUAUACCAUCACAGGUGGUUUGGCAGCCGUGAUUUAUACUGAGGCUUUACAUGCUAUUGUUAUGCUCGGGGGGUCCAUUGUGUUAAUGAGCUAUGCCUUUAGAAAAGUGGGAGGAUACAAGCAACUAGAGCGUAAUUACUUCUACGCCAUCCCAGGAAAGACCAGUGAAGGAAACUGGACUGCCAAGCCGGAGUGCUACAACCCUCGCCAGGAUGCAUUCCAUAUCUUCCGAAAUCUCAUGUCUGGAGACUUCUCCUGGCCCAAACUUAUCCUUGGUGCCACUACUAUCUCCUUAUUCUACGGGUGUGCUGAUCAGGUUUCUGUCCAGCGGGGCCUGGCAGGGAAGAGCAUGUCUCACAUGAAAGUUGGUAUCCUUCUGUAUGGCUACCUGAAGUUGUUGCCCAUGUUCCUCAUGGUGAUGCCAGGAAUGAUCAGCCGCAUCUUUUACCCAAGCGAAGUGGCAUGUGUUGUACCUUCAGAAUGUAAAAAGUACUGCGGCGCCCAAAGCAGUUGUAGCCCUGUCGCUUAUCCAAGGAUGGUGAUAUCAUUGCUGCCUACCAGCCUCCGGGGCAUGAUGUUGUCCACGCUGUGCGCCACCAUCCUCUCCUCCCUGACUUCUGCUUUCAACAGUGUGAAUUCCCUGUUUACCAUGAACAUCUACGCCUGGAUGCGGCCCAAGGCCUCUGAAAACGAACUCAUGAUAACGGCAAGGUUUUUUAGUAUAACCUUACUUGCUACCACCAUUGUUUGGAUCCCUAUUAUGGAAACUCGUCUCAGUGAAAACCUAUUCGAAUAUAUGCUACUGAUAAAGAGUUGCCUGACGCCACCCAUUACUGCCCUCUUCACACUCGCUGUGUUUUCCAAGAGAGUCAGUGAGGAGGGUGCCUUCUGGGGAAUGACUUUGGGGGUUAUGAUCGGCUUCCUUCGACUGCUGCCUGAGUUUAUCUACGGACACAGAACCUGUGCGGACAGCAAGUGCCAUAUGUCCAUCUGCAGCAUACACUACCUCUACUUUAGUGCGUCCCUCCUCCUGGUCAGUCUUCUCAGCAUGCUGGGGAUCUCCUUCUUCACAUGCCCUAUCCCAGAAAGACACCCACGUAUGUUCUGAGUAACUCCCAGCUGCCUGGUUGCAUAUUGUUGCCCUGAAGAAGACAAAAUAGCUUCCCACAGGGGAUAGAGCUGAAAGAAGAUGUAGCAUUUGUGCUGAGUGACGUGUCAGCUAUGGACCUGGGCCCUGCAAACGUGGUGCCUCUGCUCACCACACCCAGGAGAAUGGAACUCUGCCCCCAACUCAUCCAUGCUCAGAAGCCCACAGAUGUCCUACAGCACCGGAACCCGGGCCCUUCCAGCACACCCAGCAGCCUCAUCGAUAGGGGCUGACAGUGUCCCUGGGAAGCCAAAAUGUGCACAUAUGGCAUCAUCAGGAAGCAGUUAAAGUUUAAGCCAAGUCAGAAUUGUAGUCCCAAAAUUUGGAUCUGGGGCUGUCCCCAGGUGGGGCUGGACCUUAAACUGGGCAGCUGGGAAGGCUACUCUGUCUAUACGGCUCAUAAUCAUCCUGCUGUGUGUUAGCAGGAAAGGAUGCAGGGAAUUGGUGGGAAAUAGUGACUGCAUUGUGCAUUACUACCCUAACUCUCCCUCUGAAAAGGCAACAGUUGGCUGAGUUUGGUUGCUUCCCAAGGUUUCACACAUGCUUUUUUAGGAAUAAAAAACAGACUAGAAAGGAAAGGAAAUGACCCUGCUUUGGCAUAUGCAAAUGCCCUGUUGAAUUUAGGGAAUUGAGCUUGGCCCCAGGGCCAGGUACAGUCCCUCUUUGGUAGGGCUUCUGGAAUGAUAGCACAGGUCUCCUAUGUCCUCCUUAUCCAGAUGAUGGGGACACACACACACACACACACACACACACACACACACACACACAUAUGCUGCCAGAAGUAGAUCCAGAGUUAUGGACAAUUUCUGCCCCCCUGAAGGGAAUGGGUAUAUACUGGGUUCAUGGGCCUUCCUAAAAGAAAGGAGCCUUGAGUUCAUCGUCUCCAAACCCUUUCUUUACACUGAGGCCCAUACAGAUUGCGACACACUUGCCAGGAUCACAUGACCACAUAGCCCCUGAACCAGAGCUAAAACUCAAGAGUCCUGGUUCCUAUGACUUCCUAUCCUGUCUUCCUUCUGUCUUUUGUUAAUCUAGCAUCCAUCUCUUUCAGUCCAUCAAGACCCUGGUCUGGGCAGUGGGCCAUGUUACUGUAUGGCUGCAUAAUAGGCCUGAUGGUUACAUGCCCCUCCUCUCUCUCUGCUUUCUCCA
Molecule: messenger RNA, 2900 nt
Organism: Fukomys damarensis (Damara mole-rat)
Lineage: Eukaryota; Metazoa; Chordata; Mammalia; Rodentia; Bathyergidae
Product: sodium/glucose cotransporter 1
Exons: 14
Coding region: 48-1712 (554 amino acids)
Biological process (GO): sodium ion transport; transmembrane transport
Cellular component (GO): plasma membrane
Molecular function (GO): D-glucose:sodium symporter activity
Source: RefSeq, a predicted model, not a curated record